AUGCCUGGCUCCGGGAGAGUCCCAACUGGCUUCGCUGCCGAAACCUAUAUCAGCGACCACACAUUUCGCCAAGGACAUCGUGCUACUGAAGGAGGCGCAAAUGCAAAGAAGCGGAAGCGAGAGGGCAAGGGCGACUUGAGCGUGGUUUCUGGGACCGGAGCAUACAAGGGACCUUGGGCACGGUACGAGGAAGAACGGCCCGACGCAGCGUCCGACGACGAGUAUGGGAGCGACGAGGAGGUGGAGAUUGUCUACGAGGAAGACGAAAUCGAGGACAACCCCGAAGCGGCGUCGACGAAACUCGCAGGCACGGAUUACCACGAUACUGAAGCAGAGGGGGAGACGAGCGCGUUUGUGGGCAGCCAGCAGUACGACUAUCAAGGGCGAACAUACAUGCAUGUGCCCACCGACGUCGAUAUCAAGCUUACCGGCGAUCACGAGGCGCAGAAUUUCAUCCCUAAGAAGCUCGUCCACACAUACCAAUACCACACCAAGUCCAUUACCCAGGUGCGGUUCUUCCCUGGCAGCGGCCAUCUUCUUCUAUCUGCCUCGGCAGACUCCAAGAUUGCAUUAUGGGACACAUAUCACCAGAGAGAGCUUCUACGUACAUACUCGGGCCAUACCAAGUCUGUGAAUGACAUCGACUUCAAUCCGAGCGGAACACAGUUCAUCUCAGCGAGUUACGACCGGUACAUGAAAUUGUGGGACACAGAGACUGGAAAGUGUUUGAACAAGUUCACAACUGGAAAGACGCCGCACGUUGUGCGCAUCAACCCCAGCAAACCGCACGAAUUCCUAGCAGGCAUGAGCGACAAGAAGAUCAUGCAAUACGACACGCGAAGUGGAGAGAUGGUGCAGGAAUACGAUCACCACUUGGGUCCUGUCAAUACAAUCACAUUCUGCGACGAGGAUCGGCGAUUUAUCACCACUUCUGACGACAAAUCCCUGCGCGCAUGGGAAUACGGCAUCCCCGUCCCUAUCAAAUUUAUCGCCGAACCCUACAUGUUCUCUAUGGUCCGCUCCGCGCCCCAUCCAUCUGGCAAAUACGUUGCAUUCCAGUCCUCCGACAACCAGAUCACUGUCUACUCUUCCACAGACAGGUUCAGGCAAAACCGCAAGAAGAGUUAUCGGGGCCACAAUGUGGCUGGCUACGCGCCCGACGUUGCCAUUAGUCCCGACGGGCAAUUUAUCAGCUCUGGUGACAGCGGCGGUUAUGUGUGCUUCUGGGACUGGAAAACGUGCAAGAUGUGGCACAAGAUCCAGGCGAGUGACGCGCCGAUCCUGGCUGUGCAAUGGCAUCCGCGGGAGACGUCGAAACUUGUUACAGGCGAUUUGAACGGCGCGCUGAAGUACUGGGAUUAAAAAAGUGUGUUGGACGGGGCUGGAGCUCGGCAGCUUCUACAGCGCUCAUUGGGCCCUUGGAGGGUCGACAGAAAGCUUGUAUAGUGAUACCCAAGGCGACGCUAUUGCUUGUCUCCGUACAUGGCCUUGUCAUUCACGUGAAA
This is a messenger RNA of Dothidotthia symphoricarpi CBS 119687, 1505 nucleotides long. Its product is annotated as WD40 repeat-like protein. Gene Ontology annotation, biological process: mRNA splicing, via spliceosome. The record is from RefSeq and is a predicted model, not a curated record. The coding region runs from base 1 to 1362 and encodes 453 amino acids. Gene Ontology annotation, cellular component: catalytic step 2 spliceosome. NCBI's taxonomy places the organism in Eukaryota, Fungi, Ascomycota, Dothideomycetes, Pleosporales, Dothidotthiaceae. Gene Ontology annotation, molecular function: mRNA binding; protein binding. The transcript is spliced from 3 exons.